AAAAAAACAUAUCCCUUACUUCACACAGAUUUGUGUCGGUGAAUUUGGAUUUUUUUUCCUUUUUUUUCUUCUUCGGUUUCUUCUAUCUCUCUUUGUUUCUCAGUUCUCUCAUAUACUUUGGGUGCGUCUCUGAAAAACAUUUCAACGUGUAACCUUAAAACACAUGACACAAACAAACCACCAUGCCAUCUCAAAAACUCAACUCUCCCCUUUCCUAGUUCUUCUCAUGUCCUAAUAAAGACCCAACUCUUCCAUAACCAAAGACAGAACACGUCCGAAGCUAAGAAACGUAGAAUUUCUCGAAGAAAUUCGAUUGGAAACCAUGGAAAAUGGAACAGGAGUUGUUGCUUCAAGGGAGAGUUCGAGGAAGUCUACGGAAAGGCCGUACAAAGGGAUAAGGAUGAGAAAGUGGGGGAAAUGGGUGGCUGAGAUAAGGGAACCGAAUAAACGGUCGAGGAUUUGGUUAGGGUCUUAUUCCACCCCCGUUGCGGCGGCCAGAGCUUAUGAUACGGCGGUUUUUUACCUACGUGGGCCGUCUGCUAGGUUGAAUUUUCCUGACCUUUUGGCGGGAGAGAAAGUUGGCGGCGCCUCACUCGGUGGAGAAUUGUCGGCGGCUUUUAUAAGGAAAAAAGCUAUUGAAGUUGGUGCUAGAGUUGAUGCUCUUGAGGCAGGUCAUCAUCACAACAACCACCAUAAUCAUCAUGGUCAUAGUUAUAAUCUUAAUCAGAAUUACAAUCGUAGUUAUGGCGAUGAGUUGAAGCCAAGUGACGGGUUUCUACAGCGGGUCGACUUGAACAAGAUGCCCGACCCGGAGGAUUCGGAUGGUGAUUGGGCAAGCAAGUAAAAAGGAAAAAAAAAGUUGAUUUAAUCAUGACCCUCCAAUUAUUAUGAUUACAAAGUUGUAAAUUUGGUCCGUCUCUUACGGCCGCUGUGCUGAGAAAGAAGGGGGGGAGGGGGCUGGUUGCUAACAUGCACCAUGGGGUCAGUAGCUAACGUGCGCCACAGUGGCGGAGGUAAGUCUCAGUGAUGGCUGAAGAAAUGAUGAAGCCUUUGUAUUAAUUAUUAGUAUAAUGAAAAAACUUUUGGUUUCUCUAUUUAGGCACUCUUUUUUUUUUUCUUUUGAUAUUUGGGAUUUGAUGGUGAAAAAU
This is a messenger RNA of Durio zibethinus, 1148 nucleotides long. The record is from RefSeq and is a predicted model, not a curated record. Lineage: Eukaryota; Viridiplantae; Streptophyta; Magnoliopsida; Malvales; Malvaceae.